Molecule: messenger RNA, 3877 nt
Organism: Epinephelus moara (kelp grouper)
Lineage: Eukaryota; Metazoa; Chordata; Actinopteri; Perciformes; Serranidae
Gene: entrep2
Product: family with sequence similarity 189 member A1
Exons: 12
Coding region: 803-3241 (812 amino acids)
Cellular component (GO): membrane
Source: RefSeq, a predicted model, not a curated record
GCCUGAUAGUAACGAGCCCACCUCCCCUCCUCCACUACAUCGUAGUAAAACAGGCACCGUGCAGCAGCAGCAGCAGCAGCUCGCCGCCAUGAAGACGCGCACAGUGGCACAUCUCCAAUACGCAGUGUGCAUCUCCUGUCCUGGCUGUUAGAUUUGCUGUCGUCUGUGAAAACCACGGCUGGUGCCUCACACAGAGGAAACACUGCUCGCUCCAGACCUGCGGAUAUUUACACACCAUUUAAAAACCGACUAAUUCAGCGCCAUUUCACCGUUUUUUCUCUGUUUAAUCUUGAAGGAGUGCACCUUUUUGUUUCACACGCGUCUUAUCCAGGGUUCAUCUCUCGCUUUUUGAGUAGUUGGAGCGCCUGCAGAGGCGAACAUGACAGCUUGACAAUGGUGCAAGGCUGCUUGACAGCAGGAUGGUGCGUUUUUUCUUUUUGCCUUUUUGCAUUUUGACUUUUGAGGAAUGGGCUCUCUGCCGGAGCAGUCUGCGAUAACUCCUGCGGUUUAUUUUGAAUAUUUGGACUUGGAAAAUCUUCCUACUUUGUGUGUGUGUGUUAUGGUAAACAUCUGGUGCCUCGUCCAGUCCGCUCUUUGCUCACCUUUCUCCUCCCAUCCGCCGCAGCGCAUCUCUAAUUGGAGCGAGUAUCUUAAUUGAUGGAGAUCAUCCACACCGGACACUGACCUCCAGUUACACCGUGUUACCAGCUCAGCUGCAGGCGGAAACACACCGACUCUGCUCUCCGUGGAUGUGUUUUGUCCUUUACUGGUACUGCUGUGCUUGUCGUACCCUUCAGUGACAAUGCCGGUGAACGCGCUGCCCCGCGGCGGCAGCAGCGGCAUCGGCGGCCCGGGGUCCCUGAGCCCCGCGUCGCUGUCCCGCAGCCUGUCCCGGCUAAGGGAGUACAGGACCCGGACGAGGAUCAUGCUGACUUUGGGGGUCUCUCAGAUGGUCCUGGGGAGUCUGAUCCUGGCCGUCAGUUUCGCAGCUCUGGCUCUGACCACAUCACCCAGGGUCCGGCACUCGUGUCCCUUCUGGGCAGGUUUCUCUGUGCUGCUCUCUGGACUGAUCGGAGUGGUGUCAUGGAAGAGGCCGCUCUCUCUUGUGAUCACAUUCUUCAUGCUGCUGUCAGCUGUGUGUGUGAUGCUAAACCUGGCGGGCUCCAUCCUCUCCUGCCAGAACGCUCAGCUGGUCAACUCUCUGGAGGACUGUCAGCUGUGUGGAUGUGUGUUCUCCCCUCCUCCCCCCCAGCUCAAGUUUGACAGCGAUGGAGUGUGUGUGUGCUGCGAGCUGCAGCAGCAGAGUUCGAGCUGCAACAACCUGGGAGAGACGCUGAAACUGAAUCCGCUGAGGGACUGCAACACCAUACGCCUACGACUCAAGGAGCUGCUGUUCAGCGUAUGUGCCCUUAACGUCAUCUCCACCAUCGUGUGUGCUCUAGCCACCGCCAUGUGCUGUAUGCAGAUGGUCUCGACUGAUGUGCUGCAGAUGUUUAUGCCGCACAGAGCGCGAGCUCUAAAUGCUGACUGUAUGACCCCCCAUGGAACCAUCCUCCACCAAACGCUGGACUUUGAUGAGUUUAUUCCUCCCAUUCCCCCUCCGCCGUACUACCCCCCAGAGUACACCUGCACCCCCUCAAUGGAUGGACAGAGAGGCCUGCACCUGGACUUUCCCCAUUCUCCCUUCAGUGCCAUCUACGGGGUGCCCAUCAACAGCCCAGGGACUCUGUAUCCAACUGAUCUGCCUCCUCCGUAUGAGUCUGUGGUGGGGCAGACCCCUGCCAGCCAGGUCACCACCAGCAUUGAGCAGCAGGCCACUGAAUCCAGUCUGUGUGAGAGAAACACAACUGCAGGACUCAGCACUCAGGCCUCAGUGGACAGUGCGUCACUGAUGGUGUCAGAGGUGGCAGAUCAGGACCAGACUUGCUCCUCAGAGGACUUGUGCUCCCUGGAGGUGCAGGGCUCUGACUCCUCUCCCUAUGGCACGCCCCACACCGCCCCCAUUGACGGAAGCUGCACCAGCCUGGAACUUUGUACACGUGACCCCCGUUGCCAUCGUGGCCAAGCUAAUUCUGACGCUCGCCCCAGUGAUACAGGUUACAGCGAGUCCUCGCACACCCAGGAGUCUCUGGAGCGCUCUCCGGACUGGUCUUCAGAAAACUAUAGCAAUCUGGACCAGGAGGAUUCCACAGACAGCACACAUCCAUGUGAGGAACUCAGGGCUGCAAUGCACAUAUGUGACGAGCUUGCAUCAGCCAAACAUUUACCAGAGGAGCCACCUAAAGCGUCAACACACUCCCUAAUUAAGGCACGAAUGAUGAGCCGGAAGCUUACGCUCCCCGUCACCAUCCCCCCGCCACCUCAGCCUUGCUCCCCCACCUCCGUGGCCUCCUCUGGUGGGACUUCAGCCAUCAGUCCUAUGGCUCCAUCUCCUUCCCCCUCCCCUCCUAGCAGGCCACGUGGCCCCAGGCUGUGUUUCAGUGUUUGGUCACCCUCCUCCACAUCACAACCCCCCUCUACCUCAGCCCAGAGUGGCUACUCGCCCUCAGAGAGGCCUCGAGUGCUCCGAGCAGCCAGGAGGUACCGCAAGCUGGCACGCAUAGUCCGUUCCACCAGUGACCCUAUCUCCUGCUCCUCUACGACAGGAAGAGAAAAUUGUGGCUGCGCCUCUGCAAACAACCCUGCUGCUGAGGAUUCAACUCAUGCAUCACCAGAGCAAGAGCCAACAGAUGUCACAACAGGCGUAGUUGGAGCUAAACCCAGUCACACAAGUGUCAGGAAGCCGCAAAAGGAGGGCAGGAAAGUCGACAUCCACCUUAAACCCCGCGCCCUGCACUCGCACUCCUCCCACGAACGCCCGCACUCCCUGGCUGACUUUAAGAUGUACAAAGACACCAAAGUGCUGGUGGCAAAGUUCCUGGAGCAUUCGAGCUGCAGUCUACCUCCUGAAGUCCAGCAGGUUGUCAACAACAUCAAGUGUGUCAUUAAGUCGGAUGAGAAACACAUGGAGGAGGCCAUUUUUAGUGCCAAUGUCAUAGAUCAGGUGAUGACCCAGCGCAUCAUUGGCAGUCCCAGAAAACGCGGCCACGAGGAUCUUCACCUUCAGAGCUGCGGUGCUUUGAGUUCAUCCCCUUCUAUGCGCCGUCCAAAACACCUCCCACAAACAACCAGCGCCUCCACCAACCCACUGGACUCCCCCUCCUCUGAACAAAGCCUUGAGUGCAAAGAAACUAUUCUCUGACCACUCUCCCAACAAGGACUCGGGUCAAAGCUCUGAGGCCAUUUCAGGGUGCCAGUGUUGCAGCCACGCUGUGCUGUGCAGCAGGUGUCUGUAGAGCAAUGAAUAACUCUUCUAGCACUGAAGGAUGGUUUAUUUUCACAGUGUGACUGCAGCACAGGCGAACUGAAAUGGUCUCAUACUGUAUCUCCUAGUGCCCUGUGAGACCGUGCCAAGUCAUCAGCAGAAAUGGUAGCAAACUCAGACUGAGCCUGCCAGUGUCUGUAGUGGCUUCUUUCUCAUCAGAAAAACAAAAGAAUGUUUCUCCCUCAGGGGACCUUUUCUACCGAGUUUCAUCUCUGAAAAAAAAGAAACAAACAAACAGCUGGUAAGUUUGGAUCUGUGACUCAAAAGACAAAGGAAAUCGUGUUAUCAGUAUUCCUCUUGUCCUCAUAAGACGCCGGAAGAAAUAUGUUUGUAUUAAACUGUGAACUGAACGGACUGGGCAUUGCUAGCCAUUGUUUGCAGACUUUGUGGAACUGUUACUGAUAGGGUGGUGAAUAUUUUGUGGUGCCGCUGGUUCAAGAACAUCACAGAUGUGGAGUAUUUAACUUACCUCAUUGUGUUACAAUUCUUAUCAGUGUUACAAUAAAAUAUGAG